GUCACGUUGUAUGAGAUCGAACAGACCGCUAAGCAGUAGCGAGAAUAUAGGCAAUGACAGGCAGUGAACGGUAGCAGCAGCAGACUGGCAGAAUGCCCAUGUGAAAUUUCUCGCAAACCGGCUGCAUGGAUAUUGACAUUAAGUGUAUUGAUUUGUUCACGUGUCUUAUCGUAUAUGAGUCUGAACUUCAGGCUUAGCGUUUCUGGAUAAAUAUUUAAUGUCGAUGGUGUCGCUUGGUAAUACGCUAAAUAUUAACACAAAAAUGUCACCAAGAAUUCCCCAACCCUAGACCUGCUUGCUCGGCACGAUCACAGACAAUGCAUUCCAGUAUUCUUACAACGGCAGCCUUGUCAAUGAUAUAUGUCGCCUCGGUGGGUGCUUCUGUCGGAGACAGAUCAUGGAUUUAUCAGAAGUGUGUGAAAAACUGCAGCACAAGCAACUGUACGGACGUAGAGACGUUUCUUAAAAAACAACCAUAUCAUCUUCAGUUGUUGCAGUGGAACUGUACCGAUGAAUGUCAAUAUGAGUGUAUGUGGUCAACUGUUGAGGCUUUAAGACGUGAUGGAAGUGGAGUUCCACAGUUCCAUGGGAAGUGGCCGUUUGUCCGCGUCCUUGGGGUACAGGAGCCUGCAUCCACUCUGUUCUCCAUCCUCAACGCCUUGUCCCGCCUGGGGAUGAUCAGGUUUCGGUCGCAGGUGUCCAAGUCCUGCCCUCUCUACUAUGUCUGGCACGGGGAAGCUAUGGUUGCGAUUAAUGCUUGGACGUGGUCCACUGUCUUCCAUACAAGAGACACCGACUUCACCGAGAAAAUGGACUAUUUCUUUGCCUUUUCCAUUGUGCUUUACAAUGUGUUUAUCUUCAGCUGCAGGAUUCUGGGGACGAAAGUAAGAUGGCGUCAGUGCCUGGUGGGUGUGAUCCUUCUCGUCAUCUACGCACAACACAUCUACUAUCUCCAUUUCAUAAAGUUUGACUACGGUUAUAACAUGAAGAUGAAUUUAUUCUUUGGCAUCGUGAACUUGGUCGGAUGGUUGAUCUUGUGUGGCGUGAAGUACAAGAAACAACGCUAUGUGUGGAAGUGUGCUGCUGUUGUUUUAGGAAUCAAUGCGUUGUUGUUGCUGGAGUUGUUUGACUUUCCGCCAUUGUGGUGGGCGCUGGAUGCACAUGCACUGUGGCAUGCUGGGACGGCUCCCCUCGGGUGGCUGUUGUACAGUUUUAUCAUAGACGAUUCCCUGUAUCUGAAGCAGUGGGAAGAAGACAUGGCACUCAAACUGGAUUAACAACAACAACAACAACAACAACAACAACUACAGAUAGCAUCAUCAUCAACAACACAAAGGAGUUGAUGAACAAGGGAGAUAUAUCUAUGGAUGUACAACUUCUUUAUAACAAUGCAUGCCACUUUUCGGUGUAGGUACUAACACCGUUGUCAAUUGACUUAUCUCCCUUGAUCAUCAUACCAACUUCUGAAUCAUUCGUCACCACUCGCCCCUUUCCGUAACCUGCAAGAAGACUUGUCCCCCCUAUGGAUGAAUGUUAUGUGAGAAAAAAAGACAAACCAAUCAGAAUGCGUGUAUGAUUUUAAGAUCUUCCUCAAAGAAUCCCUCAGAAAUAAUUUUUGAUUUUACAUGUCUUGCAUCUAAAAAUAUACCUGACACAGUUAAAUGUGUUCAACAAUCAUACUGUAUAAUUCCGCAUGUCCCGAUGUGCUUUAAAUUACAUCUGCAAUAUAUAUAACAUG
This is a messenger RNA of Haliotis rufescens (red abalone), 1738 nucleotides long. RefSeq names its product post-GPI attachment to proteins factor 3-like. Gene Ontology annotation, molecular function: hydrolase activity, acting on ester bonds. Lineage: Eukaryota; Metazoa; Mollusca; Gastropoda; Lepetellida; Haliotidae. The transcript is spliced from 7 exons. Gene Ontology annotation, cellular component: endoplasmic reticulum membrane. The record is from RefSeq and is a predicted model, not a curated record. Gene Ontology annotation, biological process: GPI anchor biosynthetic process. The coding region runs from base 318 to 1277 and encodes 319 amino acids.